AAACUUCUGUAAUUAAAUAUAGCCUCCCAAUUAGCCAAUCACCUAGCAAGUUGAUUAUUGAGUGCAGAAGAAGAGAUCGAUGGCGAGAAUCACCAGCAGCACAUCAUCAGAUGAAGAUGGGCCAUCCGUCGGGAUCCCCGUCGUCGAUCUCUCCCCUUUCUUCGCCUUCAACACAGGAACUGGGAUUUCAUGGUUGCUCGCCGGUAUUUCCCGUCAACGGAGGAGGAAGACAGCCCACCAAGAUGGCAACUCCCUCACCUUCGUCAUACAAGACGACGCCGGAGGGCUAGAGGUCUGCAAAAACGGAGAGUGGAUUCCGGCCACUCCAACACCGGGCGCCAUCAUCGUCAACGUCGGAGAGACCAUCCAGGUGUUGACCAACGACAAGUUGAAGAGCGCAAUGCACAGGGUGACGAGGCCAAAGGGAAGGAGCCGCUACUCGUACUCGUUUUUUUACAGCGUGUCGCCGGAGAAAUGGGUUGAGCCAUUGCCGGAGUUUACUGAGCAACUUGGGGAGCUGCCCAAGUACCGCAAGUUUCAGUUCGGAGAAUACUUGCAGCUGAUUAAGAAGGAUGUAACCAAUCCCCCGCAGAGGCCUGAAGAUGCUCUGCGCGUUGCCCACUACUCCAUCGAAUAAUAUGAUUCAACCCUCGUUUCAUAAGUUUCCAAUUUCCAAGUGGGUCAUCGAUCGAGCCUUCACUUAUAUGUAAUUUGUUGCUUAAUUACUUCUACUCUCCCCUGGGAAUUUGAGUCGGAAUCCUUGUAUUUGGUUCGAUUUGAUAUAUAUUCUGUCUGUUAUGGUUCAAUCUAAAUAUGAUUUGGUUCGACGAACCAACUGAUUGCAAACCAUAUUUACCGCUCAACUUUAGUUAUUGAUAUUGUGACUUAAAUAUUAGGGUUAAUAACACUAAAAAUAUUAAUAUUUAGUGAAAUUGUCACGUAACUUCAAUAAUUAAUGUAAUGUUCC
This is a messenger RNA of Linum trigynum, 967 nucleotides long. Lineage: Eukaryota; Viridiplantae; Streptophyta; Magnoliopsida; Malpighiales; Linaceae. The record is from the annotation of a GenBank genome assembly.